Molecule: messenger RNA, 273 nt
Organism: Klebsormidium nitens
Lineage: Eukaryota; Viridiplantae; Streptophyta; Klebsormidiophyceae; Klebsormidiales; Klebsormidiaceae
Source: the annotation of a GenBank genome assembly
AUGGGCAUGGAGCGGGACGACUCCGAGGCGGGUGAAAAGCACGACCUCAUGACCGUUUUCAAGACGCGGAGCAACUACAACUAUUGCGCCAGGGAGCACUUGACGGCAUGCUCCUUCAAGAGGGGGGAGCUGUCCGGAGCGAAGGAGAUCCGGGAUGGUCAGGGGCACACCAACGGCAACGGGGUGCCCUUCUCCAAGGACCUGUUCGAGCAGAUAUGCCGGCAGGUAUGGAAGAAAGACGACAGCUCGCUGACGGCGGAGCAACUCGUGUGA